Panicum virgatum (switchgrass) is the source of this 1314-nucleotide messenger RNA. RefSeq lists its product as uncharacterized. The transcript has 3 exons. The coding region runs from base 348 to 671 and encodes 107 amino acids. NCBI's taxonomy places the organism in Eukaryota, Viridiplantae, Streptophyta, Magnoliopsida, Poales, Poaceae. The record is from RefSeq and is a predicted model, not a curated record.
CCGUCGCGCAUCCCCGGCGGCGCGACUCCCCUACGCGCGACGAACUCGACGCUCCAGAUCCCACCAGCGCCGCCGGCUUUCUCACGCCACCCGGCCGCCUCCCUCACGCGCCGGCCCGGGCCGCUGCUGCCUCCGCCCCGGCCAGCUCCCUGAUGUGCCUCCCUACCCCGGCCAUAUCCCAACCCUGGCCGACACCCCGCGUCCCCUCUGGCCGCGUCGCCUCUACCAUCCAUCGCCUUCCGCGCCCCUCCCAGACAGAGAUCGAUCUCGCUCUCAACCAGCCAGAGCCGAAGAGCUACGCAUAGCUGCCUAGCCGGCCGGCCAGCUAGCCUCGUCCUCCUCUUCCCAUGCCAUCGUCCUACUCCGGUCGAACGAGCCUGCUCGAUCCAUCGCCGUGCCACGUACGGGAGCUACCGAUGGAUGCCGCGCAAGCGCCCGCGGGAGUGGUGGUCAACAUCGAGGCGCUCGCCGGACAGAGAGGGAGCAACGCUCCCGCUGCGCCCAAGGACCAAGCAUGGAAAAAGUUUUUGUGCCACGUUGGACCAGGAUUUAUGGUUUCCCUAGCCUUCCUUGAUCUCCGGAACUUGGUAUUCUCGCAGCAGCUGCUGCUGAAGGCUUCUCUUUUUAAUUGUGGCACUGCAUCUGCAAAUGGAGUAUGCUUAGACACUUGAAGGACAACAUGAUGACGAAGAUAUGGCCAUCCAGGAACUGGAAAAGUCCUGCAUCACCACCAGCAAAUGGACAGGAAGGGAAGUGGCUUCCAAAUCAUUAGCUGCAACAGCUUAAAGCCUGAGUCUGUUGAAUUGCCCACCUUUGGCCCAAAGAAUUCUAUGCAUGAAUGCAAGAAGAGAUACCACGAAGCAGGAGUCACAUUUAUUCUACCAUAUUCAAAAUUGUCGGUUUCUCUAUUCUCCAAUUCUCAUUAUUGAGUAGAUGAGAUUAAUAGUAGCAAUGUCAAUCAAAUAUCAGGAUAGUUAAAUAGAUUAUGUCUCAGCAUUUAUGAAAACAAUCUGAUCGCAUCACUGUAAUAUGUGCGCUCCAUCAACAAGACUGAUUUAGUGUCAAGCUGUUGUGGCGUAGCAGUCUCAUGUCCUACUGGCAUAAGCAUAGCUCAACAGGAACUCGAGGGGGCUAAGAAUUAGCUGAUGCAAAAACAGAAAGAAAAAUGUGCUCAAGGCUAUCAAGAAAGAAAGAAAGAAAAUAAAGUACUUAUCUUUGCCGAGGCACCUUUUUUCCUUCUCUAAGACAUGUACUCAGUGUAAUAUUUAUUUAUAUACGACUAUUUGGUUUACAUGAAAAAAAAUUAUUUCUCCA